Molecule: messenger RNA, 3097 nt
Organism: Onychostoma macrolepis
Lineage: Eukaryota; Metazoa; Chordata; Actinopteri; Cypriniformes; Cyprinidae
Gene: rtn4b
Product: reticulon 4b
Source: RefSeq, a predicted model, not a curated record
GUCACUUUGGCGGAGUCUGUGAACUUCAGCUGCGUCGAGGCUCUUCUGCGGAAAACGGUCUGCUCUCAGCCGCUACACUCGAGUCUGGAGCAUCAAAAGCAGAUUCCAGAUGGAAGAAGCAGAUAACGUUUCCUCCGCUGCAUCCGAUGGAGCUCCGCGCGAUAUCAUCAUGAAUGAAGCCGCUGUAUUCGCUCAGACACCGGCAGACGAGACGCUGCGCAGCGCGGAGGAGGAUUCACCGGAGAACACUAACCUUACUAGCCUCACUACUGCACAGAUAACUAGUGCUCCACACAAACCUGAGGCAACCAGUGCUCCACUGAUGACUGAGAUAACUAACAUUAGUGCUCCACAGAACACUGAAGAAACUGAUGCUUCACAGAUGACUGAAGAAACUAGCACUCCAACUGAGAUAGCAGAAAUAAGCAGCACUUGGCAGAUAACUGAGGAAACUAGUCCUCCAGAGCCAGCAGAAGCAAGCUUUUCUCCAGCCGCUAGUGAAGAGCCCGCUGGAGCUCCGGAGCCGGAGCCGGAGCCGAGGGAGGAGAGCGUGACUGCGGCGCGGGAGGAGGAGCAGCGGGAGGAGGCUCCCCGAGGAUCUCGCUCAGAGCCGGACAGCAGCAGCACACACGCCGCGUCGGAGCACCGAGAGCCCUCACCGUCCCAUGAACCCGAACCCUCUGCUGCUGCUGCCAUCCUUCAGUUUCCAUCAGACCGCUGCGAUUCUCCACCCGUAGCUUCUCGGGCCAGCACUAGUCUUGCUAUGGAUCCAUUGGGACGUAAGAACUCGGCAGCGUUCGACCCAGAUGUGCUGAGCCAGUCUGACGACGACUUCAUGUUAGAAACAAAAAAGAGUCCAUUCCAGGCAUUUUCCCCAUGAGCGACGGCCUAGGAGACCACUGCUGCCAGGAGAUCAGUGGAGGUUUCUGAGAGUCCGUCUCCAGACCUGGUGCAGGACGCAUACGAUGAAGGCCAUGCGCUGUCAGAGGAGCUCAAACCGGAUACUGAUGCUGACGCACCGGUCUCCCUUUCAUACGCUCCGUCCGACCUUUAUUCAAACCUCAACACGGCAUCUGACGACCGACCAACGUCUCUUCCAGAUAUUCUCAAAUCGUCUCCGCUGAACCCUGACAAACUGGACUCUGGCUCGUCAGAAGGAAGCCCUGAAUUCAGCCCGGUUCACAGAAGUGUGGACGAUUCCCCAAAUUCCCCGUUCCCUGUUAACAAUCCCUUUGGAUUUGACUCCAAGAUCUUGCUGCUGAAGGAGAUGGCCGAGGAGACAGAGGCCAAAGCUGGGGAGAAGACCCAGCCGGAAGUGGAGGACAACUCCGAGCAAAGUUUCACCGAUUUUGAUCUUGUGAAAGAGACGGACAUGCCUCCGAAGAGCGACGGCCUUCUGAAGGACAAAGAGGUGAUCAGCCAGACUGCAGUUCAGACGGCUGACAGAUUUGAGUGUCUCGGCUUCCCCAGUGGAAACACUCGAGAACCGUCUGAUUCUGAGAGUCUGUCCGCAGACUCCUUCUCCCCGGAGCCGUUGGAGCAGGAGCGGCGAGCCAUCCAGGGGGCAAUGGACACCGCCGAGGAGGUGUCGGAGCAGGAGGCCUCGUCUGAAGAGUUUGAGUUUGUGGAGCGGCCCCCACAGGGAGCUGCUGAGGAGUUUCUGGAAAUGCAGGAUAGCCUGGCCUUCAGUAAACCCUCAGAAAUGCCGCAGGAUGAAGACCGAUCUCCUAAACUGGAGCCUCAGGAGGCGGCAGAUCAUACGCCUACGACCGAAGACGCAGACAAACAAAGCUCUUACCAUCUCCUCACCCAGGCGUCAGACGAACCUUCUCCUGCAAGAGGUAAAGCGGGCCUGGUGUCUGAUUUCCAGGAAAUCUCCCCAGCUCCUGUAAUCCAUCCUCCAGCAGAUAAACCUGGAGCCGCGGAGAAGGAAGCUGAAGGCAGCAUGUGUAAUCUGAGCGCAGCGGCAGUGCUGGAGCUGCUGUACUGGAGGGAUGUGAGGGUCAGCGGGCUGGUGUUCGGCGGCUGCCUCUUCCUCCUGCUCUCCCUCCUCAGCUGCAGCAUCAUCAGUGUCCUGUCCUACUCUGCUCUGGCCCUGCUGUCCGUCACCCUCUGCUUCAGGACAUACAGGGGAGUCCUGCAGGCCGUCCAGAAGUCUGACGAGGGCCAUCCAUUCAAACGGUACCUGGAUCAGGAUGUAGCUUUGUCUAAAGACGUGGUGCAGAGGCACAGUGACGUGGUUCUGAGCCGGAUCAACGGUGUGCUGAAGGAGCUGCGGCAUCUGUUUCUGGUGGAGGACCUGGUCGACUCGCUGAAGUUCGCAGUGUUUCUGUGGGUCCUCACGUAUGUCGGUGCCUGGUUUAACGGACUCACGCUGCUCAUUCUCGGUCUGAUUGGAGCUUUCAGCGGCCCAAUAGUCUAUGAGAGACAUCAGACUCAGAUCGAUCAGUUCAUUGCCACGCUGAAGAGCCGGGUGAAGGAUGUCAUGGGCCAGAUUCAGGCCAAGGUUCCUGGAGCGAAGAAGAAGUCCGAGUGAUUCUGGAGCGGCUCCGAUCUCCACUCCGCAUCUACAGCUCUAUCUCUGUCUGUUUUCCUCUCUUCUGUUCACUCACAUGACCGCAUCUUCAUCAAGUUGCUCUGAUACUGAAACACUGGUUGCAGAAUAAAUGAAAUAUCUUGUUUAAUGUCUGAGAAACGUGGUUUUGAUCCUUCAGAAAAUGAAAUGCACUUCAGGUCUGCUUUCUUUUUUAACGAGGGAAGUUGAAGAGUACCAGUAUUGACUUUUUGUGGUGUUUUAGUUCCUAUGACUGUGAUUUUACUUGAUUGACUGGAGUUUCUGUCAUGCUCCGUUAUCUUAGCAACUUUUCUAGAUAUUAAGACAUUUGAGCUCCCCUGCAGGAUCAUCUCUGGAUGAACUCGUUUACAUGAAGCUUCCUCAGCAGAGGUUAUUGUAUUUAAAUCUAUUUAUCUCUGGACCGAUUGCUAAAGCGAGCAGCGUUUGCCAUGCCAAUAACUGUGAAUGAAACGUGUCCUGUUGUCUGAACUCUGUGAAUGCAUUUUGAGAUGUUAAUGAGAACCAAUAAAGCUUCUAGAUCAA